This is a messenger RNA of Quercus robur (English oak), 2132 nucleotides long. Its product is annotated as probable flavin-containing monooxygenase 1. Gene Ontology annotation, molecular function: flavin adenine dinucleotide binding; NADP binding; N,N-dimethylaniline monooxygenase activity. The record is from RefSeq and is a predicted model, not a curated record. Bases 386 to 1939 code for a protein of 517 amino acids. The transcript has 5 exons. Lineage: Eukaryota; Viridiplantae; Streptophyta; Magnoliopsida; Fagales; Fagaceae.
UCAAAUCCUCUCAAGUGGUUCCUCUCUUUUCUUAAGAACACCUCUAAUCUAAUGUAUAUAUAUGUUUAAAUCACUAAAUUAAUAAUUGAACUUUCGCUAUUCUAUGCAAAUAUUAAAUGGUAAUUGAACUUUCGCUAUUCUAUGAGCAGCCGACCAGGACAAUUUGCACCUACCUUUCAUUGUCUGCCAUGUUCCACGGUCAGUACUAGCAAGAUCAAGAAUAGAUAAACCAUACAAUUCAGUAUUCACCAGAGAGAGAAAGAGGAUCUAGCUUAGAAUUGACAGUCUCAGUUAAUCUAGUUUUGAGUGUUUUGACAGUACAGUCUCAAUUUAUCUAUAAAGGCAGAAUCAUACAAAUUAAGUUUGAUACUCAAAACACAAAGCAAUGGAGAGGCAGGUGGCUAUAAUUGGAGCAGGUAUCAGUGGCCUUUUGGCUUGCAAGUACACUUUGUCAAAGGGUUUUCAUCCAAUCGUUUUUGAAGCCAAAAGCAGCAUCGGAGGAGUGUGGACCAAAACCGUAGAGACCACUAAGCUCCAAACUCCAAAACCAGUAUAUCAGUUCUCAGAUUUUCCAUGGCCUUCUACAGUGGAAGAAGACUUUCCUAACCAACACCAAGUCUUUGAUUAUAUUCAAUCCUAUGCUAACCAUUUUGACUUGCUUAGGCACAUCAAAUUUAAUUCCAAAGUUCUGAGCAUCGAGUAUGAAGGCCCAUCUGAGGAAGAGAUGCAAUCUUGGAGUAUGUGGGGUGGUAUUGGUGACCCUUUUGGCUCUAAAGGGAAAUGGAAGGUUAUGGUAGAGGAUGCUCAAAGCUUUUCAACUGAGGUACACUUAGUGGACUUUGUGAUCCUCUGCAUUGGGCGAUUCAGUGACAUUCCAAAUAUUCCUGAAUUCCCUCCAAACCAAGGCCCAGAAGUAUUUCAUGGAAAGGUGAUGCACUCCAUGGAUUACGCUGCAAUGGACGAUAGAAGUGCUGCUGACUUUGUUAAAGGGAAGCAAAUCACUGUUGUGGGAUUCCAAAAAUCUGCCUUGGACAUUGCUAUGGAAUGCUCACUGGCCAAUGGCACUGAACAUGCAUGUACUGUAUUAUACAAGAAGGAACAUUGGAACCUUCCUGAUUACCUUCCAUGGGGCGUGCCUCUUACUUAUUUAUACCUUAAUCGCUUCUCCGAGCUACUGGUUCACAAACCUGGUGAAGGCUUCCUACUAAGUCUCCUUGCAACACUUCUUUCCCCUGUGAGAUGGGCAUUUUCUAAAUUUGUUGAAAGCCAUAUAAAAAAUAAGCUGAGGCUAGCAAAGUUUGGAAUGGUACCAAAACAUAGUUUCCAUACAGAAAUCAAUUCUUGUUUGAUCCCCACGGUACCAGAAAAAUUCUAUGACAAAGUUGAAGAGGGAAGCAUCAAUUUGAAAAAGAGUAAGAGCUUUAGCUUUUGUAAAGAAGGUGUCUUGGUUAACGGUGAGGCACAACCCCUAAAGACAGAUUUGGUCAUAUUGGCUACUGGGUUCCAGGGAGACAAAAAACUCAAAGACAUUUUUGUCUCCCCCACCUUCAAAGACUACAUUGAUGGUUCGCUUGAUGCAAGAGUUCCCCUCUACAGGGAAUGUAUUCACCCUAGAAUUCCACAACUAGCAGUAAUUGGAUAUUCAGAAAGUGUUUCAAAUUUGUACACCUCAGAGAUGAGAUGCAGAUGGCUAGCAGAGCUUCUAGACAGCACAUUCAAAUUGCCUAGCAUCAAAGAGAUGGAAAAAGAUGUGGCAAAAUGGGAUGAGUACAUGAAGAGAUAUUCAGGGCAAUACUACAGGAGAUCAUGCAUUGGUGCUCUUCAUAUAUGGUACAAUGAUCAACUGUGCAAAGACAUGGGGUGGAACCCCAAAAGAAAGAAGGGAUUCUUUGCUGAAUUGUUUGAGCCUUAUGGACCAUUAGAUUAUGUUUCCCAAUAAAAGAGGAUAUUGACAAAGUAAAAGUUGUCGCAUAUGACAACCAGUUGUGACUUAUACGAUUCAUUUUCAGAACCUUUGUGCAUGAAUGAAUGACUACACUUGUCAUUCAUGACCACAUAUGUGUCACCUUUUUAUGUAAGAAUAAUGAACACGGAACUAAUAAAAAAAAAAAGCUACUGCAAUCUUUUCCAAA